Pyrus x bretschneideri (Chinese white pear) is the source of this 357-nucleotide messenger RNA. RefSeq names its product auxin-responsive protein SAUR71-like. NCBI's taxonomy places the organism in Eukaryota, Viridiplantae, Streptophyta, Magnoliopsida, Rosales, Rosaceae. The transcript has a single exon. The record is from RefSeq and is a predicted model, not a curated record. The coding region runs from base 1 to 357 and encodes 118 amino acids. Gene Ontology annotation, biological process: response to auxin.
AUGCAGAGAGAACUCCGCUAUUUGCUAAUCGGGGUGAGAAGCAGCAAGUUGUUGAGCCAGUUGAUCGGAGCUCCAGGAGUGAAAAGACUGAAGAGUCCUUCAAUGACACUAAAAGGUUAUGUGCCUGUUUGUGUUGAUGUAGAUGGUUACACGAAGCGUUUUAUAGUUCAUACUACAUUACUCCGCCAUACAGAGUUCUUGGAGUUGUUGUAUAAGUCAGCGGAGGAAUAUGACUUUUGCAACGAUGGGGUCUUGAGGAUUCCAUGUGAAGCCAAGGAUUUUGAGGGGUAUUGGAUGACCAAAAUGUCCAAACCCAAGAUUUAUAAGGUUGAACCGGUUCGACUAGUCUGCUGUUAG